Messenger RNA from Spirodela intermedia, 1593 nucleotides. Lineage: Eukaryota; Viridiplantae; Streptophyta; Magnoliopsida; Alismatales; Araceae. The record is from the annotation of a GenBank genome assembly.
AUGGUUCAGAGUACCCUCGCCAGGGGUCAUGGUUCACAGCUGGAGACCAGGAAUAGCCAUGACCAGUCCGAGAAGAUCGAGUACGGAAGGAAAGGUGGAGGCGGCGACCUCAAGAGGAUGCUGAAGAACUCGAGGUCCGUCAGGAUCCUGGAGGAGUGCCUGGAGUCUCCUCUCGCUGAUAAUCUUAUAUUGCUCGAGAGGCCAGCGGCGAGCAAGAAGACGGGGAAGAAGAAGAUGUCGCCGGUCAGAUCGAUCGACACGGAGCCCCGCUACAUGAAAUCCACGAGCAGCUCGAACGCCAGGAAGGAGAAGGCCACGGUGAGCUCCCUCUCCUCAUCCAUUGUGGCCUCUGAGCUGAAUCCGGCGAAGACCCAGAUGAGGAGAUCGAAUCUCGGAUCAGUGAGACCGCCGAUGAAGAAGCGCAUGGGACUUCUCCCGUCUCCCGAGAUGGUCCCGCGCCGGGCCACCUGCUCGUCCACCAUGAAGGAGAAGAGGUUCCCGAGCCAUCUCGAUCUCAAACCAGGGGUAUCGGAGGCCGAGGGUACGUCGGUCUAUAAAGUCUGCCCUUACACGUACUGCUCCCUGAACGGCCACAGCCACCUUCCUCCGCCCCCGCUCAGGUCUUUCAUCUCGGCGAGGAGGCGGCUGCUGAAGACCCAGAAGAGCCUUACGGCGAAACUCCUCUCCUUGUCCGAUAAGGAGAUCGACGCAGAAGGAGCGGGAUGUACCGGAGUUUCUCCCUCCGUGGUUGACCCGAGGGAGGAGGAUUUCCCCGUGGAGAUCUACGCGAAUUACCCCAACGACGGGCUAGACGAGGUGAACUCUGAUUCCGGCGGCGAGAAAACCGCUGAAAUCGGAGAACAUGACGGGAAUCUGAGUGAUGAUUCGCCCUCAGACGAGGGUUUUGCUCGAAGCUGGGAUUUUUCUCCGUCUGAAAUGGAAGUGCUGGUAGAUUUUCUCGAGUACGUGGAAUGCGACGGCGAAGGAGCUGAGAGAUCACCCCGUCGCCCCACAAAAGCUGACGGAGGAUGGAGGUGUGGACGGCUCGAGAUGAACGGAGAAAACACUGCUGAGGACGACAAUUCGUACGUUGAUUUUGAGGAAAUCGAUCAUUCCGAGUUCGCAGAAGAGGAAUCCACUCAUGGGAUCUCCUUCGAAACCGGACCUCCUCAUUACGAGAACGUCGGAGAAGCAGAAGCGGGACAACUCGGGGCUGAAUUAAACUCCAACUUUGAGGUGUCAGAUGAGAUGAUUUGUCCAACAUCUGGGGAUGUGCCGAUCAGAGCCCCGGCCGCCACCUCGGUGGAGCUCGACGGCGACCCAGGCGACCUGCGGCUGUACAACCAGCGGGCGCCGAAAUUCCUCCCCGAAGAACCAGACCCAGAGGCAGAGAAGGUGGAUCUACGGCACCAGCUGCCGGAAGACAGGAGGAACUCGGAAGAAUGGAUGGUGGACUACGCGCUCCGGCGAGCCGUCGACAACCUCGCUCCUCGCCGGAAAAAGAAGGUCGCUCUGCUGGUUGAAGCGUUCGAGACCGUCCUGCCCACUCCACCUUCCUCUGAUUCCGGCCUGUCCAAGCCUCCUCCUGAAUAG